Molecule: messenger RNA, 4636 nt
Organism: Daucus carota subsp. sativus
Lineage: Eukaryota; Viridiplantae; Streptophyta; Magnoliopsida; Apiales; Apiaceae
Product: ABC transporter G family member 32-like
Exons: 24
Coding region: 168-4430 (1420 amino acids)
Cellular component (GO): membrane
Molecular function (GO): ABC-type transporter activity; ATP hydrolysis activity; ATP binding
Source: RefSeq, a predicted model, not a curated record
AUUAAUUUAACAACCAUUUUUAGCCUUCAGAGUUGUUGGAUGGACUCAUCUAUCACAAUGACAAUGUAUUCAACCUCAUUAACUAGUCAUAUAUUGUUCUUUAUAUCCUCUCAGAACAUUUAGUUUUAGUAGGGGUUUUUGUACAUUUUUUCACUAAAUUUACUACAAUGUGGUCUACUUCAACAACUAGGUUUGGUAAAAUUGAUGAAAAUGGUGCUACUGAUGAUGAGGAGGCUCUGCAGUUGGCUGCUGUUUUACAGAGAUCACCUACUAAUGUUCAGGCAAGGACUUCAGUUUUUCGGAACUUUCAAGGAAAGGUUUCACUUUUGGAUGUUGGUAAACUUGGAGAUCAAGAACAGAAAAUGGUGUUAGAUAAGUUGAUUGCCACUGUUACUGAUGAUCAAGAGAUGUUCUUCAAAAGGAUUAGGAAUCGAUUCGAUGUAGUUGCACUGGAAUUUCCCAAAGUAGAGGUUCGGUUUCAGGACCUCAAGGUAGAAGCCUCGGUCCAUGUCGGGAGCAGGGCUUUGCCGACUGUUCCUAAUUUUAUCUUUAACAUGACUGAGGCCUUGUUGGGAAAGCUCGGGAUAUUUCCUGGUAAAAGAAAGAAGUACUCAAUUUUAAACAACAUCAGUGGUAUUGUUAAGCCUUCCAGAUUGACAUUACUUUUGGGUCCUCCAAGCUCCGGAAAGACGACCUUGCUUUUAGCUCUUGCUGGUCGACUUGUUCCUGGUUUGAAGAUGUCAGGCGAAAUCAAUUAUAAUGGGCAUAAACUAAAUGAGUUUGUGGCCCAAAGGACUUCUGCGUAUGUUAGUCAACGGGACUGGCACAUUGCAGAGAUGACAGUGAGGGAGACUCUUGAACUUUCAGGGAAGUGUCAAGGAUUUGGAUUCAAGCAAGAUAUGCUAAUGGAACUUUUGAGAAGAGAGAAGGAUCUGGGAAUUGAACCUGAUGAUAAUCUUGAUAUUUUUGUUAAGUCAGUAGCACUGGGAGACCAGAGAACAAGUCUUGUUGUUGAAUACAUCAUGAAGAUGCUAGGAUUAGAUAUGUGUGCUGAUACAUUGGUGGGUGAUGAGAUGCGGAAAGGAAUAUCUGGGGGACAAAUGAAGCGACUCACAACAGGAGAAAUGCUAAUGGGUGCAUCCAGAGUUCUCUUUAUGGAUGAAAUUUCAACUGGACUAGAUAGCUCAACCACACAUCAAAUUAUAAAGUAUCUCAGGCAUGCAACUCAAGCUCUAGAUGGGACCACAGUCAUCUCUCUGUUGCAACCAGAUCCUGAAACUUAUGAGUUAUUUGAUGAUAUCAUCCUUUUAAGUGAAGGACAAAUUGUAUAUCAAGGUCCCCGAGAAACUGCACUUGAUUUCUUUGCAUUUAUGGGCUUCCAUUGCCCAUACAGGAAAAACGUGGCAGAUUUUUUGCAGGAAGUGAUAUCAGAAAAGGAUCAACAACAAUAUUGGGUCCUUAACAGGCAAUACCAGUACAUAACUGUAGCAAAAUUUGUUGAAGCAUUUCAAACAUAUUGGCUUGGAAAUGCUCUGUCGCAAGAACUUGCUGUACAAUUUGAUAAGUCCUAUAAUCAUCCGGCAGUCCUGUCUACUAGUAACUAUGGUGUAAAGAAGGCAGAGCUUCUAAAGAUCAGUUUUUCCUGGCAGCUGCUACUACUGAAACGGAACUCAUUUGUUCACAUUUUCAAAUUUUUCCAGCUUCUACUGAUCAUUAUUAUCAUGGUAAGUGUAUUUUUUCGGACAACUAUGCACCAUGAUACACUGGAUGACGGAGGUGUUUAUCUUGGUGCUAUUUACUUCUCCAUAGUAAUGAUUCUCUUCAACGGAUUCAUGGAGGUCCCUAUGUUGAUAGCUAAGCUUCCUAUCUUGUACAAACACAGAGACUUACGCUUCUAUCCAUGUUGGGUGUACACAAUUCCUUCUUGGAUUUUAAGUAUUCCAUUUUCUUUGUUAGAGUCUGGCAUGUGGGUAGGAGUUACAUACUACGCGGUUGGGUUUGAUCCUCAAAUAAGCAGAUGCCUACGCCAGUUUUUGUUGUAUUUCUCUUUGCACCAGAUGUCCAUUGGUCUUUUCCGUGUGAUGGCAUCUUUAGGGAGGAAUCUGAUAGUUGCUAACACGUUUGGAUCGUUUGCAAUGCUGAUUGUUAUGGCUCUAGGAGGAUUUGUGCUUUCAAGAGAUAGUAUCCCAGAUUGGUGGCUCUGGGGUUACUGGUUUUCUCCUCUGAUGUAUGCACAAAACGCCGCUUCUGUUAAUGAAUUUCUUGGACAUUCUUGGAUUAAGAAUGCUGGGAACAGCACAAGUGAAUCUCUGGGAGGGAUGCUACUGAAAGCACGCAGUUUGUUUCCAGAGAGUUAUUGGUACUGGAUUGGAGUCGGUGCUUUGCUGGGCUAUGCUCUCUUGUUCAACAUCCUCUACACCUUGUUUUUGGCCUACCUUAACCCACUCGGAAAUCAGCAAGUGGUUAUAUGUAAGAAAGAGGCUGAAGUAGGAGACAGUAAAAUGGAGGGUGAAUCUGAAGUUAUUGAAUUACGCGAAUAUCUGCAACAUUCACACUCCUUUGCUGGUAAAAAAGUUAAAGACCAAAGAAGAAUGGUACUUCCAUUUCAACCGCUUUCCAUGUCUUUCAGAAACAUAAGCUAUUAUGUGGACGUCCCUCUGGAACUAAAGCAACAAGGAAUCGUACAAGACAGGUUGCAGCUGUUGGUGAAUGUUACAGGAGCAUUUAGGCCUGGCUUGCUUACUGCAUUAGUUGGGGUCAGCGGUGCUGGUAAAACGACUUUGAUGGACGUAUUGGCUGGUAGAAAAACGGGGGGAUAUAUUGAAGGGAGCAUAUAUAUUUCUGGGUAUCCUAAAAAACAAGAAACAUUUGCCAGAGUUUCUGGAUAUUGUGAGCAAAAUGAUGUUCACUCCCCAUGUUUGACUGUGCAUGAGUCACUUCUUUUUUCUGCUUGGCUUCGGUUGCCUUCUCAUGUCGACUCAAAAACUCAAAAGGAUUUUGUGGAAGAGGUCAUGGAACUAGUUGAACUUACUCCCUUGGGUGGAGCUUUGGUGGGUAUUCCUGGGGUGGAUGGGUUGUCAACAGAGCAACGAAAGAGACUGACUAUUGCAGUUGAACUUGUUGCUAAUCCAUCAAUUGUAUUCAUGGAUGAGCCUACUUCAGGAUUGGAUGCCAGGGCAGCUGCAAUUGUGAUGAGAACUGUGAGAAACAUUGUGAACACUGGACGAACAAUUGUCUGCACUAUUCACCAGCCCAGCAUUGACAUUUUUGAAUCUUUUGAUGAGCUCCUACUGAUGAAGCGUGGUGGACAGCUCAUAUAUGCUGGUCCUCUUGGAAACAAUUCUCACAAGCUUGUUCAGUUCUUUGAGGCAGUUGAAGGAGUUUCUCCCAUAAGGCCUGGUUGUAACCCUGCUGCUUGGAUUCUGGAGGUCACUUCUUCAGCUGAAGAAAUACGCCUUGGCUUGGACUUUGCAGAAGUUUAUCACAGAUCAGAGUUAUUCCAGCAAAACAAAAGACUGGUUGACCGUUUAUGCAAGCCGGAUAGAGAUUCAAUUGACCUGAACUUCCCCUCAAAAUAUUCACUAUCAUUCUUUGGCCAGUUUGUCACUUGUAUCUGGAAACAAAAUCUGUCAUACUGGAGAAAUCCGCAAUACACUGCUGUCCGUUUCUUCUACACAGUCAUCAUAUCACUCAUGUUUGGGACAAUAUGCUGGAGAUUCGGCUCCAGAAGGGAAUCACAACAGGAUAUAUUCAAUGCAAUGGGGUCAAUGUAUGCUGCAGUGCUUUUUAUCGGAAUCACAAAUGCUUCCUCUGUUCAACCUGUAGUCUAUGUUGAAAGGUCUGUCUCAUAUAGAGAAAGAGCAGCUGGAAUGUAUUCUGCACUACCAUUUGCAUUUGCUCAGAUUGCAAUAGAGUUCCCCUAUGUCUAUGUUCAGUCAGUUAUUUACAGCAUCAUCUUCUACUCUAUGGCGUCUUUCGAGCAGAACCUUCUGAAGUUUGUUUGGUACAUUUACUUCAUGUACUUCACCUUACUAUACUUCACUUUCUUUGGGAUGAUGACCAUUUCUGUCACGCCAAACCAAAACAUUGCUGCCAUAGUUGCUGCACCUUUCUAUAUGAUGUGGAAUCUUUUCAGUGGAUUCAUGAUUGCUCGCAAGAGACUUCCAAUAUACUGGAGUUGGUACUACUGGGGAAAUCCGGUAGCUUGGAGUUUGUACGGCCUAUUAGUAUCCCAAUACGGAGACGUGGAUGCACAGGUAAAGCUAGCAGGUGGUGCUCAAACAAUGGCUAUAAAGCAGUUGCUGAAAGAACAGUUUGGAUACAGGCAUGAUCUUUUAGGUCCUGCUGCCAUUGCCGUGGUCAGCUUCUGUUUGCUCUUCGCUCUGACAUUUGCUUUCGCCAUCAAAACCUUAAACUUUCAGACAAGAUGAUGGCGCAACUUAAGAAGCAAACAGAAAAGGCAAGUCCUCUCUAUGAAUCAUGGGAUAUACAAGGAACUAUGCAUGCAGCCAUGCAUGCAUGCAGUUAACUGCUAAUAAUGGUGAAUGUGAAAAUAAGAUCAGUCGUUUCGAAGAACCUAUGUAUUUGUAUGAUUCAGCAAAGCUUUAUGAUUUAGCAAAAAUUAUAAAAAAUAUGA